AAGCAAUGAAUUCAAUUUCCAAAUUAUAUUCAAACCAAACACUUUUCAAUGUAAAGACUACGAGUUUAACGUGAAUGAAACUUAUAAAUAUAUUUCCGAUGACUACCGAUACUCACUUUGUAAAAAAACUUUUGAUUAUUUUGACGUAAACGGUACGGAUGUUCCCAAACAGUGUUUGGGUCCAUAUUGUAAUUACAAUGUCUACAUAAAUCCCUGUGCAGUUCAAUGCUAUUUUCGAGACCAACCAUCGCCUAUAUAUAAGAAACAUUGGAAACUAUACGAUGAAAUAUACGAAGAUGACCAACAUUGGGAUAAACACUGUACUGUUAAUAAAUGCACUCAAAUGGUUCAACAAUAUUUCAAAAAGACUAUUUUAAUCAAUAAUACAAGUCAACAGUGCGGACCUAAUCAUUUUUGCGAUUUAAAUGGUUGUUGUGUUGAAAGAGUAACACCUAAGCCUUCUACAGCACCCACACCUAUACCAACAACUCCUUCAACAUUACCGACAUCGACAUCAACACAAUGGACACCACCAUCAAAGUCAACGACUGAAACAACAAUGUCUCCAAUUAGCACUACAACAGAACCACCGCCGAAGCCACUCAAGUGUAAAAGUGUCGGACUUUUUAAAGAUCCAAAUGAUAAGACAAACAGAAAGUAUUAUAAAUGCUCACUAAAAGCACAAGAAAUAGUUUGUCCGUUUGGAGAAGUAUUCAAUCAAAGGUUAGGCCGUUGUGUUAAUGAAGGAACAACAUUACCUACGCCGAUGACAACACCAACAACAACAAAGACAACACCACCACAACCAACAACAACAACAACAACGACAACACCACCACAACCAACAACAACAACGACAACGACAACACCACCACAACCAACAACAACAACGACAACACCACCACAACCAACAACAACAACAACAACGACAACACCACCACAACCAACAACAACAACAACAACGACAACACCACCACAACCAACAACAACAACGACAACACCACCACAACCAACAACAACAACGACAACACCACCACAACCAACAACAACAACGACAACACCACCACAACCAACAACAACAACGACAACACCACCACAACCAACAACAACAACGACAACACCACCACAACCAACAACAACAACGACAACACCACCACAACCAACAACAACAACGACAACACCACCACAACCAACAACAACAACGACAACACCACCACAACCAACAACAACAACGACAACACCACCACAACCAACAACAACAUCAAUACCAACAUCAACACCAUUAACAUCUACUACAACUGUUUCCACAACUAUCAUCGAUACAACCACUGUUGAACCAUACGAUCCGACUAAAGAUCCUGAAACGAAAGGAAUUAUCUGCAAAAAUGAUGGAUAUUUCAUGAAUCCAUAUAAUUGUAACAAAUUUUAUCGAUGCGAAGGACACGAAAUUUGGUUUUUUAAAUGUCCAAAACUGGAUCUAUAUUGGGAUAACAACGACUUGACUUGUAUUAGAAAAGAUGAUUGGAUUAGAAUUCAUGACAAAUGUCGUGUCAUAACUGUUCCCACAGAUAGUUCUAUGAUUAACAAUGAAUAA
Messenger RNA from Oppia nitens, 1594 nucleotides. Its product is annotated as salivary glue protein Sgs-3-like. Bases 344 to 1594 code for a protein of 416 amino acids. The transcript is spliced from 4 exons. The record is from RefSeq and is a predicted model, not a curated record. Gene Ontology annotation, cellular component: extracellular region. NCBI's taxonomy places the organism in Eukaryota, Metazoa, Arthropoda, Arachnida, Sarcoptiformes, Oppiidae. Gene Ontology annotation, molecular function: chitin binding.